Aphidius gifuensis is the source of this 2669-nucleotide messenger RNA. Its product is annotated as facilitated trehalose transporter Tret1-like. Gene Ontology annotation, cellular component: membrane. Gene Ontology annotation, biological process: transmembrane transport. NCBI's taxonomy places the organism in Eukaryota, Metazoa, Arthropoda, Insecta, Hymenoptera, Braconidae. The record is from RefSeq and is a predicted model, not a curated record. The transcript has 5 exons. Gene Ontology annotation, molecular function: transmembrane transporter activity. The annotation marks the transcript as partial.
CUUUAAAAAUCAUGACAAAUAAAAUUCUUUGGCUGACUGGAUUAUCAGCAACACUUGGUUCAAUAGCAAGUGGUACAUUUUUUGGUUGGACAUCACCAGCAUUUUCCUUGUACAAAAAUGCAAAUGGAACAUCAUCAAUGAAACUUGAUGCAAUUGAAGAAUCAAGAAUAACAGCAUUGCUAUUAAUUGGUAUUGGUUUUGGUUGUUUAAUAUUAGCAAUAUCAGCAAAUAAAAUUGGAAGAAAAUUAACAAUGCUAAUUGGUGUUAUUCCAUCAUUUUUAUCAUGGUUAAUUAUUGCAUAUGCAACAAAUCCUUGGCAUUUAUAUGUAUCAAGAACAAUUGCGGGUCUUGGUAUUGCAACAGCUUAUUCAACACUACCAAUGUACAUUGGUGAAAUAUCACCUGUUAAUAUACGUGGAUUAUUAUUAUCAGGUUUAAGAAUUGCUGGUAAAAUUGGUAUACUAAUUGAAUUUUCAUGUGCACCAUUUUUAUCAAUAAAAACUGGUGCUUUACUAUCAACAAUAUUUCCAAUAUUAUUUGUAUUAACAUUAAUCUGGCUCCCUGAAUCACCGUACUAUUUAAUACGUCAAAGACAUCAUGGAAAAGCUAAAAAAUCACUUGUUAAAUUUCUUGAUAAAGAUGAUGUUAAUGAUGAAUUAACAUCUAUUGAAAAUUCAAUUAGUUCAACUGAUCGUGAUAGUGUUGGUAUCAAAGAUAUUUUAUUAAAACCAAAUAAUAGAAAAGCACUAUUUAUACCAGUUAUGUUAUCAUUGAUUCAACAAUUUUCUGGUACACAAGCAAUCACAUCAUAUGCACAAGGAAUAUUUGAAACUGGUUCUCCAGUAUUAAAGGCAGAAUAUUUAACAAUAAUAUUUGGUAUUGUUACAGUUUUGGCAACUGUAAUUUGUACAUUGCUUGUUGAUCGAAUGGGACGUAGACCUUUGUUGAUAACAUCAACAAUUGGAUGUUUCUUGACAACAUUAUUUGUUGCUAUUUAUUAUCAUUUAUUAAAUAAUAAGGUAAUUGACUCAACUGAUUGGUUGCCAGCUACUGGUAUCAUUUUAAAUACUGCAAUGUGGUCAAUUGGUCUUGCUGCAUUACCACUUGCCAUAAUGGCUGAAAUUUUUCCAAUUUCAAUUAAAACUAUUGGUUGCUCAAUUGUUGUUGUUUUUGCAAGUUUUUCAUGUGCUUUUGUAGCGUAUUUACAUAAAAUUGUUGAUGAUACAUUUGGCUUGUAUACUAUAUUUUAUAUUUAUGCAUUAUCAAGUGCACUUGGUACAUUUUAUAUUUAUUUUUAUGUUCCUGAAACAAAGGGAAAAACAUUGCAACAAAUUCAAGAUGAAAUUAAUACUUUUUCAUUAGCAAAUUUGGGAGUUUUAUCAAGUGGUUUAUUCUUUGGUUGGUUAUCACCAGCUUUGUCAAAUUAUAAACUUGAUGAUUCACCAAUUCCUUCAAUAACACCAAAUGAAGAAUCAUCAAUUGCUGCAUCUUUAACACUUGGUGCUGUUUUGGGUUGUGCUGUUUCUGCAAUUCUUUCAAAUAAAAUUGGAAGAAAAUUAACAAUGCUUGCAACAAUUAUUCCAGCAAUUAUUGGCUGGUUAAUAAUUAUUUAUGCAACAAAAACAUGGCAUCUUUGUCUGUCACGUUUUGUAUCGGGUUUUGCUGUAUCAACUGGAUUUGUAACAACACCAAUGUACCUGAGUGAAAUAUCACCACCAAAAAUACGUGGUGCAUUAUUAACUGGUGUACAAAUAUCAUCAAAAGCUGGAAUAUUAAUUGAAUAUACAAUUGGAUCAUUUGUACCAAUAAAAUCAUGUGCAUUAAUAUCAAUGAUAUUUCCAAUAUUAUUUGGUAUAACAUUAAUAUUUGUACCUGAAUCACCAUAUUAUUUACUACGCUGGGGACAGCGGGGCUACGCUGAAAAAUCAUUAAUGAAACUUCGUGGUAAAAAAAAUGUCAAUGAUGAAUUAUGCUUCAUUGAAAAUUCAGUAAUAGCUGAUUUAAAAAAUAAGGGAGGUUUUAAAGAAAUUAUAAAAACACAAGGUAAUAGAAAAGCACUAAUUAUAUCAUUAAUGUUAAUUCUCAUUCAACAAUUUACUGGAGCACAAGCAGUCAUUGCUUAUGUUCAAGAAAUUUUACAUGAAGGUAAAACACCAAUUAAUGAAAAAUAUUUAGUUAUUAUAUUUGGUGGUGUAACUGUUAUCAGUACAAUAGCAUGUUGUUUUUUAGUUGAUAAAACUGGAAGAAGACCAUUGUUACUUAUUUCAAGUAUUACUUGUUGUUUAUCAAUGUCAUUACUAUCAAUUUAUUUUUAUUUAAAACAUAAUAAUAUUAUUAUUAUCAAUAAUAAUACAAUAAUUGGAUGGAUACCAACAAUUGGUGUUAUGACAUUUGCUGUAUCAUUUGCAAUUGGAUUAGCACCAUUACCAAUUGCAAUUUGUGGUGAAUGUUUUCCAUUAAAAGUCAAAGAAUUAGGCUGUGGUAUUUCAAUUGUACUAUUUAUGUGUGGCUCAACAUUUAUAACUAAAACAUAUAAAAUUAUUGAAAUUGAAAUUGGCUUGUAUGGUGCAUUUAUGAUGUAUGCAAUAUGUAGCUUUUUUGGUGCUUUAUAUAUUUUUUUUUUCAUUCCAGAAACCAAAGGUAAAACAUUACAACAAAUACAAAUUGAC